Argiope bruennichi is the source of this 1068-nucleotide messenger RNA. RefSeq names its product proteasome subunit alpha type-1-like. Gene Ontology annotation, biological process: ubiquitin-dependent protein catabolic process. Gene Ontology annotation, cellular component: proteasome core complex; nucleus; proteasome core complex, alpha-subunit complex. The coding region runs from base 100 to 945 and encodes 281 amino acids. Lineage: Eukaryota; Metazoa; Arthropoda; Arachnida; Araneae; Araneidae. The transcript has a single exon. The record is from RefSeq and is a predicted model, not a curated record.
ACUGAUAAUAGAAUGACCAAGCCGUUCGAUUAUUCGGCAAUUUUGUUGUAAUUUCAGUUUUUCUCAACUUGCUUUUGUUCAAAUUUGAUACUUGUCAACAUGUUCCGUAACCAAUACGAUAAUGAUGUUACUGUAUGGAGUCCUCAGGGACGUCUUCAUCAAGUGGAAUAUGCCAUGGAAGCCGUUAAACAAGGCUCUGCAACUGUCGGUUUGAAAAACAGCACUCAUGCAGUUUUGGUUGCUUUGAAAAGAGCAUCUUCUGAAUUAUCUGCCCAUCAGAAAAAGAUAAUCGUCAUCGAUGAUCAUUGUGGAAUUGCUAUUGCUGGAUUAACGGCUGAUGCAAGAUUAUUGAGCAAGUACAUGCGAACGGAGUGCUUGACAAACCGAUUCACCCGAGAUGCUCCCUUGCCUAUCAACAGAUUAGUAAGUCGUAUGGGUAACAAAAUGCAGUCCUGUACCCAACGAUAUGAUCGUAGACCAUAUGGAGUAGGGCUUCUAGUUGCAGGGUAUGAUGAUUUGGGUCCUCAUAUUUACCAAACCUGUCCAUCAGCUAAUUACUUUGAUUGCAAAGCCAUGGCCAUAGGUGCAAGAUCUCAGUCUGCUAGAACCUACUUAGAGAAGUAUCUAGAUUCAUUCAAGAGCUGUGAUUUGGAGGAAUUAGUAAAGCAUGGUUUGAGAGCCUUAAGGGAAUGUUUGCCUAAUGAAGUUGAACUGAAUUCAAAAAAUGCUUCACUUGCUAUUGUUGGAAAAGAUAUGAAAUUCACAUUAUUUGAAGAUGAGCGUAUUGAGCCAUAUUUGAAAGCUAUUGAAGGCGAUGAAAGGCCUCGACGUGGUGGAGCUUCUGCUUCUGGUGAUUCUUCAAUGCCUGAUGACAAACCUGAUGGUAGAGGUCCUCCUGAACGACCUGAACCUCAAGUUGCAGUAGAAUCCAUGGCUAUUGACUGAACUGAAUUUUCUUCUGAUUUCAAUAAUAAUGUGUGAGUUAUGUCCAGGAAAUUGUAACUCAUGUUGGAAUGUCUGUUUCAAAUUUAUUCUAUUAUGAUUUUCAUUAAAGUGCUUUUUUAAUAA